AUGUCGGACUCUCCCCAGAACGGCUCUGGCACGCCUACGGGCUUCCAGCGUCCUCUGAACAAGCAGCUGGAAACCGUUGUGCGCACCCCAGGCCGCCAGCCAUCUCCCCAGCCCACCCAUCUCGGUAUCCCUGGAGGCCCUCACCGUGUCCUGGCCGAGCAGGGCCCCGGCUACGUGGCAGCCAAGUUCGAGGGCAAGGAGGCACAGAUGCUUGCCGUGUCCGAGCAAUUGGAGAACAAUGGCUUCAUUCCAUACGAAUUCGUGGCCUCCGAGACAAAUUGGUUCUACAACCUGCUCGGAAUUGACGACAUGUACUUCCAGACCGAGACCGUCGAAGUCAUUGCCAGCCAUAUCCUCUCCCUCUAUGCUGCUAAGGUGGCUGCCUACGCCCGUGACGACAAGCGGCUAGAGAUCAGACUCGACAAGGAGGCCGAGGACCACGCCGUCUACAUCGACACCAGCAGACCCGGCAUUACUACCACUGAUGGCCCCCGCUACGAGCAGCGUAUCGAUGAGAAGUACAUCAACGGAGCUACAGCUACCGACAGCUUCCGCGUCGAGACCUUCCGCUCCUCCAGCCCACUGCCAGACAACAGCGAGCAGCAGCUCCGCUGCUACUUUGUCUACAAGUGUCAAUUCGCCAACCCCAACCCUGACCCCGAGGAGACCAACAUUGAGGUCGUCGGUGACAAGCUCUUCCUGCAGAAGGCUACCGAAAACACCAAGGCGAUCUACCAGGAGCUCCUAAUCAAUGCCGUUGCCCGCUCCGGCCCCGUCAUCAAGAUGUUUGAGAUCGAAGGCAGCCGCGAGAAGAGACUCGUUAUUGCCUACCGUCAGGGCUCUGCCAUGGGCUUCUUCUCUGCCCUCUCGGAUCUGUACCACUACUACCGCCUUACCAGCUCCCGCAAGUACCUCGAGAACUUCUCCAACGGCAUUACCAUCGUGUCUCUCUACCUCCGCCCAAUUCCUGGCUCCGAGACCUCCAGCAGACACCCUCCAAUUGAGGCUGCUGUCCACCAGAUCCUCAAGGAAAUCUCCCUCCUCUACUGUAUCCCCCAGAACAAGUUCCAGAGCCACUUCAUCAGCGGCCGUUUGAGCUUGCAGGAGACCAUCUAUGCUCACUGCGUCUGGGUCUUCGUCCAGCAGUUCCUCAACCGUCUCGGCUCUGAGUACACCUCGCUCGCCGCCAUCUUGGACUCGAGCAACAGUGCACAUGCUGAGCUGCUUUCCAAGCUUAAGAAGCGCCUCCGUUCCGAGACCUUCACCUCCGACUACAUCCUCGAGAUCAUCCACAAGUACCCCGAUCUCAUCCACAGACUCUACCUCAACUUCGCCAACACUCACUACGUCCAGACUAGAGGCGAGGCCCAGGAUGAUUUCCUCCCAACCCUCAGUUACCUGCGUCUGCAGGUCGAUGAGGUUCUUAAUGCCGAACAAUUGAAGGAGCUUGUCUCCAAGACCGUCGUUAGUGAGAACGACAGAAUGGUCAUGCAGUCCUUCCUCACCUUCAACGCCGCCGUCCUUAAGACCAACUUCUACACCCCCACCAAGGUCGCCCUCAGCUUCCGUCUCAGCGCGGACUUCCUCCCCAAGCAUGAAUACCCAGACCCUCUGUACGGCAUGUUCAUCAUCAUCAGCUCAGAAUUCCGUGGCUUCCACCUCAGAUUCCGAGACAUCGCCCGUGGUGGUAUCCGUAUUGUCAAGUCCCGCGACAAGGAGGCCUACGCUAUCAACGCUCGCUCUCUGUUCGACGAGAACUACAACCUCGCAAACACUCAGCAGCGCAAGAACAAGGAUAUUCCCGAGGGCGGUGCCAAGGGUGUCCUGCUUCUAGAUGUCAACCACCAGGACAAGGUCGCUGUCGCUUUCCACAAAUAUAUUGACAGUAUCCUUGAUCUCCUCCUUCCACCAGUCAGCCCUGGAAUCAAGGACCCCAUCGUCGACCUCCACGGUCAGGAUGAGAUCCUCUUCAUGGGUCCCGACGAGAACUCUGCUCCUCUCGUUAACUGGGCCACUGAGCAUGCUCGCAAGCGUGGUGCUCCAUGGUGGAAGUCCUUCUUCACUGGAAAGAGCCCUAAGCUCGGUGGUAUCCCCCACGACCGUUUCGCUAUGACCACCUUGUCUGUGCGUGAGAACGUCGAGGGUAUCUACCGCAAGAUGGGCAUUGACCAGACCAAGGUCCGUAUGUUCCAGACUGGUGGACCUGAUGGAGAUCUCGGUUCCAACGGUAUCUUGCUCGGAAAGGAGCAAAAGAUGAUUUGCGAAUACGACGCCUCCAAGCUGUCCAAGGACGGAUACCGUGUUCUUUGCGACGACAGUAACGUCACUCUCCCAUCCGGCGAGGUCGUUAACAACGGUACUGCCUUCCGCAACACCUACCACCUUCGCCCUGGUAACUACGACAUCUUCGUUCCCUGCGGUGGCCGUCCAGAGUCCAUCAACCUUAACAAUGUUUCCAGCCUCAUCGUCGAUGGCAAGUCCGUUGUUCCAUUCAUCGUUGAGGGUGCCAACCUUUUCGUCACCCAGGACUCCAAGCUCCGUCUCGAGAAGGCCGGGUGUGUCAUCUACAAGGAUGCUUCUUCCAACAAGGGUGGUGUCACCUCCUCCUCCCUUGAGGUCCUUGCUUCCCUCUCCUUCGACGAUGCCGGUUUCACAGAACACAUGUGUGUCGCCAAGGACGGUACCCCACCACCAUUCUACGAUGCCUACGUCCGCGAGGUCCAGGAGACCAUCAAGCGCAAUGCUCGCUUGGAGUUCGAGGCUAUCUGGAGGGAGAACGAGCUCACCGGCACUCCCCGCAGCGUGCUCAGUGACACUCUCAGUCUAGCCAUCACCCAGCUUGACGAAGAGCUGCAGAAGUCCGAACUCUGGGAUAACAUUCCUCUCCGCAAGGCUACCCUGAAGGAUGCUCUUCCUAAGCUUCUCAUUGAGAAGAUUGGCCUGGAGACUCUUUUGGAGCGCAUUCCUGACAACUACCUCCGAUCCAUCUUCGGUAGUUACCUUGCCAGCCGCUUCGUGUAUGAAUACGGCCCCAACCCCAGCCAGUUUGCCUUCUUUGACUUCAUGGGCAAGCGUAUGCCAAAGGAGGAGAACUAGAGUGUCUCGCUCCCAACACGGCACAGCAGAAGGGCGCGGUCCAAUCCCCGUUUCCUUUUUGGAUAAAUGUACAAGACCAAAUAAAAAAAAGAACCCUGAUGUGUUUUCCUUCCAUUUUCUCUUCCCUUAACGAGCCCCCGUCCCGCCCUGCCACUCCUUAUCACGACCCGAAUCGAAAC
Molecule: messenger RNA, 3275 nt
Organism: Nannizzia gypsea CBS 118893
Lineage: Eukaryota; Fungi; Ascomycota; Eurotiomycetes; Onygenales; Arthrodermataceae
Product: NAD-specific glutamate dehydrogenase
Exons: 5
Coding region: 1-3096 (1031 amino acids)
Cellular component (GO): mitochondrion
Molecular function (GO): L-glutamate dehydrogenase (NAD+) activity
Source: RefSeq, a predicted model, not a curated record